This is a messenger RNA of Nipponia nippon (crested ibis), 906 nucleotides long. The record is from RefSeq and is a predicted model, not a curated record. Lineage: Eukaryota; Metazoa; Chordata; Aves; Pelecaniformes; Threskiornithidae.
AUGACAGAUCCUUCAAUGUUGGAUCACCUAACACGACUGAAACUCAAACUCCUAGAAAAGAGACUAGAAAAUGAACAGGAGAACCUAGAGAAGAUGGAGUCACCUCCCCCAGCUGCAAGGAACAGAUGUGAGGAUAUGCUCCAAAGUGCUCUAAGGCGAAGGAAAGAUCUCCUGCAGGAGCUUAGGGAGCAGCACCUUCUGGAAGAGCUUUCACAGCCACCUGCACCAGCUGGAGAACACCAUCAUAACCACAGAACUGCCCCCCCACAUGUCUACCAGAUACCUUUUCCAGCUCCCCAAGUGGAGCCACCAAGGAUUAUCCAGCAGACAAUGCCACCUCAGCCUGCCACCAUCAUCCAGCAGUUACCUCAGCUUCCCCCCCUGAUCACGCAGAUCCCCCCUGCCCAGCCUUUUGCAGCCCCCUGCUCUGGAAGCAUUAAAGAAGAUAUGGUAGAGAUGAUGCUGAUGCAGAACGCUCAGAUGCACCAGAUCAUCAUGCAGAACAUGAUGCUGAAGGCUCUGCCACCAAUGGCGUUUGCACAGUCUGCUGGAGCCAGCUCUCCCCUGCUUCAGCAUGCACAGCAGGACCUGCAGUUUGCUGCUCCCCUGGCUGUGAAAGCAGACAGGCCCAGGCCAUCUGCGGUGCAUCACCACCACCACUACCCUCCCACAGGGGUGCUCCCAGUGCCCCAUGGGGGCUUCCCGUCCACAUCCAUGGCACACCACUGGACUGGCAGCACACUCCCUGCCCUGCCUACGUUUGUAAUCAGUACCAGUAAAGAUCUCUUGGCUCCUUCCAGAAUCAGUGCAAUUAGCUGUUUGCAGAAAUCAUCAAAGGAAGAUCUUGUCAUGGCUUUUAAGAUGUCUUCUUCCUCUUCUUCAGCUACCUUCCACCAUGGCUUAUGA